Molecule: messenger RNA, 2061 nt
Organism: Capsicum annuum
Lineage: Eukaryota; Viridiplantae; Streptophyta; Magnoliopsida; Solanales; Solanaceae
Product: calcium-dependent protein kinase 29
Exons: 8
Coding region: 283-1887 (534 amino acids)
Biological process (GO): intracellular signal transduction; protein autophosphorylation; peptidyl-serine phosphorylation
Cellular component (GO): cytoplasm; nucleus
Molecular function (GO): calcium ion binding; calcium/calmodulin-dependent protein kinase activity; calmodulin binding
Source: RefSeq, a predicted model, not a curated record
ACCUGAUAUUGAUACCUCGUCCACGUCUUGUUCACAUUUGAGUUUGAAUAAACCAUAAGGCAGCAAAAAGUAAGAAUAAACCAAAGGCAGAGCAACAAUAUAUCCAAAGUGGACACGGCAAAGCCAAAGCAAAGCACCUCUAAAAGCAAAACUCUAUUAGCAAAAUCUCAAAAAUCCCCAUCUAACACAUUCUUAAAUAUCCAUCAAAUCUCUCACAAAAAAAAAAAAAAAAAAAAGAAAUUCAUUUUCUUUCUCCUUGUUGUCUCAAAAAAAAAGUCACCAAUGGGACUUUGUUUUAGUAAAGCAUGUUGUUGUUGUCCAAAUUAUAAAGAUGUUCCGAUUUCAUCAUCUCCUUCAGCAUCUCCUGAAUAUCAUCCUGUUCCUAUAUUAUCUCAAAAAUAUCCAGAAGAAUCACCACCAGCACCAAUAUCGUCGUACAUGCCUAUGCCAAGGACUAGUACUUCCUCGUCAUCAAGUACUAAUCAAUUUGGUCAAAUAUUAGGAAAGCCUUAUACUGACAUCAAGACAAUAUAUGAUCUUGAUAAAGAAUUGGGUAGAGGUCAAUUUGGGAUAACAUAUCUUUGUACUGAGAAAGCAACUGGAUUAAAAUAUGCAUGUAAGUCAAUAUCAAGAAGGAAAUUGGUUACACAAAAGGACAUUGAAGAUGUUAGAAGGGAAGUUACUAUACUUCAAUAUUUAAGUGGACAACCAAAUAUUGUAGAAUUUAAAGGUGCUUAUGAGGAUAAAAAUAACUUGCAUUUGGUCAUGGAGUUGUGUUCUGGUGGUGAACUUUUUGAUAGGAUAACAGUAAAAGGGAAUUAUUCAGAGAAAGAAGCAGCAAGAAUUGGAAGACAAAUAGUGAAUGUGGUUCAUGCUUGUCAUUUUAUGGGUGUUAUGCAUAGAGAUCUUAAACCUGAGAAUUUCUUGAUGGUUAGUAAAGAUGAUGAUUCUCCAUUGAAGGCUACUGAUUUUGGCCUCUCUGUUUUCAUUGAAGAAGGAAAAAUUUACAAGGAUAUUGUUGGAAGUGCAUAUUAUGUUGCCCCUGAGGUGUUGAAACGUAACUAUGGGAAGGAAAUAGAUGUGUGGAGUGCUGGAGUUAUUUUGUACAUUCUACUAAGUGGAUUUCCUCCCUUCUGGGCCGAAACUGAAAAGGGCAUAUUUGAAGAAAUUGUUAAAGGCAAGUUGGAUUUUGAAUCAUCUCCCUGGCCUUCUAUCUCUUCCUCAGCGAAGGAUCUCGUGAGGAAAAUGUUGACGAUGGAUCCUAGAAGACGGAUCACUGCAGAUGAAGCCCUCGGACAUCCGUGGCUCAAGAAAGAUGGUGAAGCAUCGGACAAGCCUAUUGAUAGCGCUGUUUUGUUAAGGCUGAAGCAAUUUAGAGCAGCGAACAAGAUGAAGAAACUCGCUCUUAAGGUUAUUGCAGAAAACUUAUCGGAAGAAGAAAUCAAGGGACUGAAGCAGAUGUUCAAUAACAUGGAUACUGAUGGGAGCGGUACAAUCACUUACGAAGAACUUAAAACAGGACUGUCUAGGCUGGGAUCCAAGCUCACUGAAGCUGAAAUAAAACAGCUGAUGGAAGCAGCGGAUGUUGACAACAGUGGGACUAUAGACUACAUCGAGUUCAUUACUGCUACGAUGCAUAGACACAAACUUGAAAGAGAAGAGAACUUGUACAAGGCUUUCCGAUUUUUUGACAAGGAUAAUAGCGGGUUUAUUACAAGAGAUGAACUUAGACAUGCUAUGGAAGAAUAUGGAAUGGGAGAUGAGGCUACAAUAGAUGAAAUCCUAGAUGAUGUUGACACAAACAAAGACGGGCUAAUAAACUACGAUGAAUUUGUCGCGAUGAUGAGAAGAGGAACUACUGAUCAUGAAGCGAAGCAAAUUAGAUGAAAAUUGACGACCAUUUCUUCAUCUGUAUGGUACAACUGCGUGCAAGCAUUUUCCCUGAAUAAGAUUUUCCCAUUGUGUAAAAAUUGUAAGUGAAAUAACAACAGACUUGUUUAUAACUGUAUUUGAAUAUUGAAUUAAGCGAGAAAAAAUGCAAUGAGUUGCACCUUGCUUUAA